AUGUCCUCCACGAUUCAUCCCCAGUACUUCUGUACUCGUCCUAAUGGCACCUUCACUCCCCUUAUCGCCGUGGAUGAGCUCCCCUCGCAUAUCUCGAUUCGUGGAGCUCCCCGUGUGCUAGCAGCCAGUGAAACCCAAGGAAUGACGAGCCUUGGGAUUGUACAGAUGAGGCCCCAGUCUUAUGUUGUCGAAGGAGUUGGCCCCGCUCCCACUCGAGAGACGUCCACGAGUUCGACCGGACACCGCACCCGUGACUCUGAUUUACAGGCCGCGUUGAUGAGAGUCCUUUCCGAUGAGUGUCUUCCGACCAACGAGCGUCGGGCUAUUACAACGCUGAUACAGCAUGGUCUUUCUCGCGGCAUGUUUACGCCCAGUUCCACCAGUAACGGUUGGUUGGUGCCUAAUAGUGGUGGUAGUAUUGCUGGCAAUGUGGGUUCUAGACAAGGACCUCACUACAAUACCAAGAAAGAAUACUGUUCGUACUGGAUUCGCCAUGGCGAGUGUGACUAUUCACAACAAGGCUGCCUUUUUAAACAUGAGAUGCCUGGCGACCCGGCGAUGCUCGAGAAGCUUGGCCUCCGUGACAUCCCCCGCUGGUAUCGUGAGAAGUAUGGCAUUCCCAGCCUGAUACCGAAUGGACAUGUUCAUCCUCGUCAUCAAAUCGGUCAUGCUCUGCCACUGACGGACAAUGGGGGUUUCGGAGCGGUCCACAACCCAUCUCGCCUCGGGGCAAACAUCAUCUCGGACAUUUCUGAUUUUGAGAGGGACUCUCAGCAGAAGACUCAUUAUGCUAUUCAGCACUCACCAGCUGCACUUCCUGGAUCGUCGCGGCCUGUCUAUGCCGCCGCAGGACCGUCCAGGGCUCAAAUGCCCCAGAGACAUGGAGCAAAAAAUUCUUCGAAAGUGGAUCUUUUAUCCUUUGACCCUCUUCCAGAGUACCCCAGCUACACAUCCGUGGAAUCUGCGCCCGGGAAGAUGCGCGCGCCGGCCAACGCAAAUGGCACCGCCGCCUUUGCGAGUGUCAACAGCGAGCGUGAGGACUUCGUCCGCAGUAUACAAUCUCUAAUGCCGACUCCAAUGUCCGGGAUCUCGGAGUACCUGCCGGCCGGUGGUUCUCCCUAUAAGCCUCGUUCCAAGAAGGCACAAAAAUCCCGCCGGUUGUAUCAGCCUCGGCCUCCUGUCCUGAAGCAGGAGUCCGAACCUGAAGCAAGCGAAGUAGAUGCAUUCAGCGGGGAUUGUAGAGGCUAUGGCACUGCUCCGCCGAGCGUUGCAUCUCCCAUUUCCAAGGUUGACCACCCAAGCCCGAACAUCCGGUCUGCCCUAGAUAGCGCGUCCGAGCCGGCUACUCGCGGUGCCUCCCCUUUAAACCAGUCCGGCACUGCAUCUUCGGACUCGAGUCCCGAUCUUGUCCGCGACCGACAGAAAGAUAAAAAAGAACACAAAGCGACCUUCGGCGCUAUAGGUACCAAGAGAGGGUAUGGUAAGUCGUGUGACGGGUCCUUCGAAGUUGAUCUGUUAGGCCUGGGCACCAAGGACGAUGAAUAA
Molecule: messenger RNA, 1545 nt
Organism: Aspergillus luchuensis
Lineage: Eukaryota; Fungi; Ascomycota; Eurotiomycetes; Eurotiales; Aspergillaceae
Exons: 3
Coding region: 1-1545 (514 amino acids)
Molecular function (GO): metal ion binding
Source: RefSeq, a predicted model, not a curated record